Molecule: messenger RNA, 779 nt
Organism: Cylas formicarius (sweet potato weevil)
Lineage: Eukaryota; Metazoa; Arthropoda; Insecta; Coleoptera; Brentidae
Product: calcium load-activated calcium channel
Exons: 3
Coding region: 136-687 (183 amino acids)
Biological process (GO): endoplasmic reticulum calcium ion homeostasis
Cellular component (GO): endoplasmic reticulum; endoplasmic reticulum membrane; cytoplasm
Molecular function (GO): calcium channel activity
Source: RefSeq, a predicted model, not a curated record
AAGAAAAUAUAGGUUAUCUCUUGAAUUUAUGGUUCAAACGGUAGAGUUGACUGGGUUCAGUGAUGCACGUAAUAUAUAUCUAGACUCAUUAAUGGACAAUUGAUUUUUUUAUGAAUCCCUCUGAAAAGCAAUAAAAUGUGGUCAGACACUUUGCUGAUUGUAUUUAUAUCAAUUUGCACUGCGUUGCUUGGUGAAGGUUUAACAUGGUUUAUGGUUUAUAGAACUGAACGAUACCAGAAGCUAAAAACGGAAGUUGAAAAACAAAGUAAACGAUUAGAAAAGAAGAAAGAAAUUCUUGGAGAUUCUUUAGAUAAGCAACACAAGAAAAAACUGGAGCGAGAAGAGGAUCGUUUGAAGCACAACAACCGAGAUUUGUCAUUUGUAAAAAUGAAAUCUAUGUUUGCUAUUGGUUUUGCUUUUACUGCUUUGCUCAGUAUGUUCAACAGCAUAUUCGAUGGACGUGUAGUUGCAAGGUUGCCCUUUCUACCAUUAGCUUGGAUUCAGGGACUAAGCCAUCGCAAUUUGCCUGGAGAUGAUUACUAUGAAUGUUCCUUUAUCUUUCUUUACAUUUUGUGUACAAUGUCAAUUAGACAAAGUAUUCAGAAAAUGCUGGGUUUUGCUCCAUCACGGGCAGCUUCAAAACAGGGGAAUAGUUUGUUUGGACCAAAUCCCACAGGUUUUAAAUAAAUCAGUGAAUACUUUUGUUAAUAUUCUUUUGAAAGUUACUUUAUAUAAAUGUUCACGAGAAAAAUCUAUAAAAUUAAAACACAAUUAUUACA